Messenger RNA from Desarmillaria tabescens, 2087 nucleotides. RefSeq lists its product as uncharacterized. The transcript is spliced from 10 exons. Lineage: Eukaryota; Fungi; Basidiomycota; Agaricomycetes; Agaricales; Physalacriaceae. The coding region runs from base 158 to 1969 and encodes 603 amino acids. The record is from RefSeq and is a predicted model, not a curated record.
CUCUCUCUCUCACUCCCAUCCCUUCAUUUCGACAUACUCUAAUAUUCUUGCUGCUUCAUUUUUUAUACCCGUUAUUAUCGAUCUGCUCAUUGCGCCACCCUUUCGACUUCAAACUUGAACCGAAAAUUAGAACGAAACCCGUUGCAAUUAGCAUUGCAUGUCCGACUUUGAUCCAAACAGAACUUUGGCGAAUACCCCCAGUUCAAGCGGCAGGCUUGGCUCCAGCUUCAGCUCCUCGACGUCGGGCCUCAUGUCUUUGAUGAACCCCCUUCCACCGCCGGAGCAAACAUCUCGAUAUGCACACCUUCCAACGCCUCAGAGCCCGACUCACAAUACGAUGACGUUCAAUCAGUACAUGUUGCCGCAUACUCCAGAUACGCCCACCAAUUCGGGUAUGAGGCCGCCUGCGAGGAAGGAACCUGGUCCAGCAACGCCUCGUGCAAUGGGUAUGAUGACGCCCGAAUCGAGUCCUUUUGUAUCGAGACUGGCGCCACCUUACAGUGCCUCGAAUCUCCCUCGAACACCUACAUCUCGUCCCCCACCGUACGUAUCCGCUACCUAUUUAACUGUUGCUGUUCUAAUGCCAUUCUCUGCUAAGCCCAUUAGGGGGAGCCCGAUGCAUGUGGAUGAUGUGUUUUCUGUUUCCAAUGCCAAGAUCAGGCAUGCGAUGGCGCAGGAGCAGAAGGAAGUAGAGAAGCGUCGACCAGAGUAUCUGAAACGGAGCAAAAGACCACUGGAAGACGGAGAGGAGGGUUCUGCAGAGAGCUCGGUGGUAGGAAUCAUGGAGAGUCCGAAUAAAGGACGGCGGCUGAAGCUGUUCCAGGAGACGAGCGAGGAGAGUUUUGAGGAGAGUCUAAUGGCUGGAGGCUACGGGCGUUAUCGGACGGCCGACUGGGUGCGACAGCCCCAACCAAUGCUAGUUGCGCCAGAAGUCUCAGUGCUGGAAGCAGAAGAGCCGCCACCGCUGACGGAAAAGGAGCUGAAGAAACGCAAAAGACUUGAGGCUUUCCGGAGCGAGAACCAGUUGCACCAUGGUCCGUCAAGAUUGUUUCCUGUUGAAUUGGAAGGCAAAGGCCGAGUAUUACUGGAUAUCCCCAACGAGAGUUUGGUUCCAGAGGGCGGGAAGCGGCGGAACGGCGGGAGCAGUUCUAGGAGAAAGAAAAAGGACGGAGAGAAGGAAAGGAGCGCUGGGAUCGAGAUGGAAGAUAGCCCUAACUGGCCGGACAGUGAGUUCCCAUGGCGGCUGAGGACGGAGGAAAGGGCAGAGUUGGCGCGGGCGGAGGAAAAGGAAAGGCUUGGGUGGAUUGAACGGUUCUUGGAUCGGGAUACCGACGACGAGGGCGAUGGCGAAGGCGACGGGGAUGGCGAAUGGCGAUGCCAGUGCCGGGCACGGCGGGGUCGGGGCAAGAUGAUCGGGCUACCCGCUGACCCGGUAGGUGAACGACGACGAAGGCGAACAUUGCUGAGUAAACGCAGUGUCCGGGCUUUGGAAUACCGACGCGAGAAACGCCUCCGGGGCGGUGACAGCGAUGAUGAGGUCGUGUGCAUCUGUCGGGGGACUGACGACGGGCGGGAACUGAUGUGGUAUCACCUGGAAUGCAUAGGCAUCCGGAGCAUCAGGGAUCUCGGGCGGGAGGAAGGAUCCCUUGGUACUGCAGCGAUUGUCAGCUGCCGACUGACGUUGAGCGGGAAGGAAGAGGAGGAAGAGGAAAUUUACAGGGAGCCGACGUUCGCACCGACAGAUAUGGACUAUGCGCCUCGAAGGCGGGGGUACGACGCGAUCUUUGCCGCUGGCGCGAUUGAGGAUUCACCAGCAAGCCUCCAUUUGAUCCCUACGAGCACACCGUCGCGCGGAAUCAAGUUCAGUGGACCGUUUGCAACGCCCAAGAAUACUAUGUGGGGACGGGGAGCAGGACCGUUCUAUACGCCAGUAAGGCUUGACGAUUCGCCAGUAAGAAGGCAUGAAUGAAUAUAUUUUGUAGUAGUAGUCUUAGUAGGUACUAGUAGCAGUGCAAGUAUUGGUAGUUUAUUAUUACAAUGUAUCGAUGCAAAAUGCUUCUCUCGUGAAUUGCGUGAUGUGACGGGUG